Macrosiphum euphorbiae (potato aphid) is the source of this 1131-nucleotide messenger RNA. The record is from the annotation of a GenBank genome assembly. NCBI's taxonomy places the organism in Eukaryota, Metazoa, Arthropoda, Insecta, Hemiptera, Aphididae.
AUGGCUUUUCAAGAAUUUGAACAAAUGAUGAUUUUACAGCAGUUAGAGUUUGUUGAGUUAGAAGCUGAUAAUCAUCCUCGUCGAUUUUACCAAGCUCAAAAUGUUUUUGAAGAGCUAUCUGAUAAACAGUUCAUUAAAAAAUUUCGGCUUAGUAAAGAGUUGGCUGGCGAACUUAUUGAAGUAUUAACGCCAUAUAUGUCUGAACAAACAAGAAAAACAUCAAUUUCAAUAGAAAGAAAGGUUUUGACAGCAUUGCGAUUUUUCGCAAGUGGAUCAUAUCAACUUGAUAUAGGAGACAACAGGUCUUCAGGCUUAAGCCAAGCUUCUGUGAGUAGGUGCAUAACUGAGGUUACCGAUGCAAUGAAUAUGUCCGAUGUUGUCAAGCGGUAUGUUCAUUUCCCAGAUUCAUUUGAGAAACUGAAUACUAUCAGAAGAGGAUUUUACGAAAAAACUGGUGUACCGGGCGUUAUAGGUUGCAUCGAUUGUACACAUAUAGCAAUUUUUCCACCUCGUUCUGAAGGACUAUAUGCGGAACAUAUUUACGUGAAUCGGAAAGGAUAUCACAGUAUAAACACUCAACUAGUUUGUGAUUCAGAUACUAGAAUUUUAAAUGUAAACGCUAAUUAUCCUGGUAGUACUCAUGAUUCGUAUAUAUGGCGUCAAAGUUGUGUAUCAACGUACAUGGAAAAUUUACACAGUAACGGUCAUUCAUCAUAUUUUCUUUUAGGUGAUUCAGGAUACCCACUAAGAUCUUGGCUUUUAACACCACUAAGUGAUCCAACACCAGAUUCUCCUGACGCUCGUUAUAAUAAUUGGCUUACAAGUACAAGAUCAACAAUCGAAAGGUGUAAUGGUAUUCUUAAAAUGCGCUUUAGAUGUUUACUGAAGCAUAGAGUUUUGCACUACCACCCAGAGAGAGCUUCAAAAAUUAUUAUAGCAUGUACCAUUCUCCAUAACAUGUGUAUUAACGAUAACAUACCUGUACCGAUAAAUGAACCUGAUGAUCCAGUAAAUAUUGACUUUGGAAUGUAUGAUGCACAAAUUAUUCCUGAUCCUGUAGUAGGUCAACAAUUAACAAUUGGUCGUCGUAUGCAACAACUGGUCAUACGUUCAUAUUUUACAAGACGUUAA